Molecule: messenger RNA, 1514 nt
Organism: Dalotia coriaria
Lineage: Eukaryota; Metazoa; Arthropoda; Insecta; Coleoptera; Staphylinidae
Product: farnesol dehydrogenase-like
Exons: 2
Coding region: 683-1441 (252 amino acids)
Molecular function (GO): oxidoreductase activity
Source: RefSeq, a predicted model, not a curated record
ACAGUACAGAAGCGGUAAAAGUAACUCGUCAUCCUAGGCAAAAUGGGGUGGGCCGGCGAAUCUCGCCCUUAAUGACUAGGUACUCACAACACGCGACCAAUCGUGGGCCUGUGUGCCUUCCCCCACCACUUUUAGCAGGUUGCCCGUGGGUUUAAAAGACGAGCGCGGAGUGCGCACCGCGCUCAGUCGUUCCUUAAUCGUCCAGCAGUCCAGUCGCAGUCCCCUAGGGUCCUCUACGCUCCUCUACUUUGCUAUUUGCGUUGGUUUAGUUCACUCGCGCUGGAUUUCGUCCUUUUCGGGUAUUAUUUCAUUGCGCACAACUGAUACAUGCUCGCCACUUCUGCUGCACCGUGCUCUACUGUAAUAAAUUCAUAUGUUUUAUUGCUUUUAAAGAAUAGCAGGCGCCCUUGACGCUAAAACACGAAAUUUAUUUCGGUUUUUAUAUGUAUUGAUAAGUUUCACGAUUGAUUGAGCAAUAAAAUAAUAUCUGUUGUUACUGUUUUUAUUACACGUGCAUAUCUUUUAUAGUUAUCUAGUCAAUUAAAUUAAUAACAUUAAUUGGCAAACAAAAAUGACUUCAUCCUUGAAGCAGACAUCAUAAAUAGAAAAAUGAUGCAUCGAAUAUAAGCAAUAAACCUAAGUCUGUGGUUGCUGUUGCAUCAACUGUUAGUAAUAUUUAAAAAUGGAGCGUUGGGCAGGAAAAGUUGCGAUUGUUACUGGGGCAAGUGCAGGAAUCGGCGCGACUGUCGCUGAAAAACUUGUCAGAUCCGGUCUUGUCGUAGUUGGACUUGCUCGUCGCGUUGAAAGAAUCCAAACUCUAGCUAAUUCACUUGUUGCUUCGAAUGCGCCUGGAAAACUCUACGGUGUAAAAUGUGACAUGACGCAAGAAUCCGAUAUUCUUAAGGCUUUCCAAUGGACCACUUCCAAUGUAGGAAAAGUACAUAUUCUUAUCAAUAACGCUGGAGCUAAUCUGGGCGGAAAUCUCAUCGAUGGAAUCACGGACAAUUGGCGUACCAUGUUUGAGAUAAACGUGAUUGGAUUGUUGAUUGCAACGAGAGAAGCUAUUAAAAUAAUGCGAGAGAAUAAUAUCGACGGACAUAUCGUGAAUGUGAACAGCGUCGCAGGACACACAUCUAUUUAUAUUCCGUCUUUUAAUGUGUAUCCUGCGACAAAGCAUGCGGUCACAAAUUUAAGUCAUUGUUUGAGGGAUGAGAUUACUGCUCAAGGGUUGAAUGUGAAAGUGACUAGUGUUAGUCCAGGAUUAGUGCAGACCGAAUUUUUCACUGAGGAAAAUCUUCCUCAAGAAUCUGCUGACAUGUUUAAAGGAUGGCCGUAUUUGGAGGCCAAGGAUGUGGCUGAUACUAUUUUGUAUGUUUUGAGCACUCCGCCUGAGGUGCAUAUUGGCGAGUUAACAUUGAGACCAAAACGUUCUCCAGCUUAAGAGCUUUGAAAACAUAGUUUAUUCUUUAUUGUACUAAUCUUGUACUACACUGUAAAAAAGAAACUUUAAUCAA